Papaver somniferum (opium poppy) is the source of this 1041-nucleotide messenger RNA. RefSeq lists its product as uncharacterized. The coding region runs from base 1 to 1041 and encodes 346 amino acids. The record is from RefSeq and is a predicted model, not a curated record. NCBI's taxonomy places the organism in Eukaryota, Viridiplantae, Streptophyta, Magnoliopsida, Ranunculales, Papaveraceae. The transcript has a single exon.
AUGGACGUCAAGUCUGCCUUUCUAAAUGGGCAUAUUGAAGAAGUGGUAUAUGUCGAGCAAUCACCUGGGUACGAAGCCAGAGGACAUGGAGAUAAAGUCCUUAAGUUGAAAAAGGCUUUAUACGGCCUAAAACAGGCACCAAGGGCGUGGUACAGCAGAAUCGACAAGUAUUUCCAAGAAAAUAAUUUCAGUAUGUGCCCGCAUGAAUAUGCUCUUUAUGUGAAGGUGAAUGAAAACGGAGAUAUGUUGCUCGUCUGCCUGUACGUAGAUGAUUUGAUCUUCACGGACAAUAAUCCGACAAUGUUCGAGGAGUUCAAGAAAACGAUGACGAGAAAAAUUGAGAUGACGGACAUUGGUCUUAUGUCAUACUAUCUCGGGCUCGAAGUAAAACAACGGAAAAAUGGAAUUUUUAUAUCUCAUGAAGGAUAUGUGAAGGAAAUCCUUAAGAGAUUUAAAAUGGAGGAGUGUAAUCCGGCAAUUACUCCCGUGGAAUGCGGUAUCAAGCUAUCAAAGAUCGAUGGAGGCGAGAAGGUCAAUCCAACUCUUUACAAGAGUCUUGUUGGAAGUUUGAGAUACUUAACUUGUACAAGGACAGAUAUUCUCUACGGAGUAGGACUAAUCAGUCGCUACAUGGAAGCACCUACGGUUACCCAUAUGAAGACUGCCAAGAGAAUUUUGCGCUACUUAAAAGGUACGAUUGAUUUCGGUUUAUUUUACUCGUCGUCAGAAAAAUACAAACUCAUUGGAUACAGUGACAAUGAUUGGGCCGGAGAUUUAGGUGAAAGGAAAAGUACUACUGGAUUUGUGUUUUUCCUCGGAAAUACGAGCUUCACUUGGAGUUCGAAGAAGCAACCGAUUGUCACGCUUUCCACUUGCGAAGCUGAGUACGUCGCAGCAGCAUCGUGUGUUUGUCACGCGAUAUGGCUAAGGAGUUUAAUGAAGGAACUUAAAAUGGAGCAGGAAGAACCGACAACAAUAUUUGUGGACAACAAGUCAGCAAUGGCUUUAGAAAAGAACCCAGUUAGAGCUGUCAAUUUAUAA